Myxocyprinus asiaticus (Chinese sucker) is the source of this 5186-nucleotide messenger RNA. RefSeq names its product delta-type opioid receptor-like. The record is from RefSeq and is a predicted model, not a curated record. The coding region runs from base 243 to 1370 and encodes 375 amino acids. Gene Ontology annotation, biological process: neuropeptide signaling pathway; G protein-coupled opioid receptor signaling pathway. NCBI's taxonomy places the organism in Eukaryota, Metazoa, Chordata, Actinopteri, Cypriniformes, Catostomidae. Gene Ontology annotation, molecular function: G protein-coupled enkephalin receptor activity; neuropeptide binding. The transcript is spliced from 4 exons. Gene Ontology annotation, cellular component: membrane; neuron projection.
AGCUCCACAGUUCAUCUCACACCUGUCUGUAGACGGCUGAAGGAAAGUUCCAUUCUCAUUCUCUCUUACCCUUUUUGGAUUUUGGUUAAUAUUGAACGUGGGACUAAUUUAUGUUUUUAGACAAAACUGAGCUGAUACUAUAGGUCUACAUUUAUAUUUCUCCGCUGUGAGAUCGAGAAGUUAAACGGCGCUGAAACGCAACUUGUCAGCACAGCAGUGAACGGACAGCGCGCACUGAAGCGAUGGAACCGUCCGUGAUCCCCGGUCCCGAAAUGUCCGACCUUUACUCCAUUAACCCGUUUAAUGUCACUUUUCCUGACGAGGUGAUGGGGUUCGUUCCCGACGGGAGCAACUAUACCGAGCCCAACCCGCUAAAGAGCCCAGCGGGGAUCAUCAUUGCCAUUUCCAUAACGGCUCUAUACUCUGUCAUCUGCGUGGUGGGACUCCUGGGAAAUAUCCUGGUGAUGUAUGGGGUGGUCAGUAGAUACACCAAGCUGAAAACUGCCACCAACAUCUACAUCUUCAAUUUGGCUCUGGCAGAUGCCCUGGCCACCAGUACCCUUCCAUUUCAGAGUGCAAAGUACCUUAUGAACACCUGGCCAUUUGGUGAGUUUCUGUGUAAGGUGGUCAUAGCCAUUGACUACUAUAACAUGUUCACCAGUAUCUUCACCCUUACAAUGAUGAGUGUGGACCGUUACAUCGCAGUGUGCCACCCUGUAAGGGCACUGGAGUUUCGGACCCCGAUCAAGGCAAAAAUCAUCAACGUGUGCAUUUGGAUUCUCUCCUCUGCUGUUGGAGUGCCAAUCAUGAUCAUGGCGGUUACCAAAGUGACAAACCAAGGUACAACUGCCUGCAUGCUGAAAUUCCCUGAUCCCGACUGGUACUGGGACACAGUGACAAAGAUCUGUGUGUUCAUCUUUGCAUUUGUGGUGCCGGUGCUAGUCAUCACAGUUUGCUAUGGUCUGAUGAUCCUACGCUUAAAGAGUGUCCGUCUUCUCUCAGGCUCAAAAGAGAAGGACAGGAACAUGCGUCGGAUCACUCGAAUGGUCUUGGUAGUGGUGGCCGCCUUCAUCAUCUGCUGGACGCCCAUUCACAUCUUCAUCAUUGUCAAAACACUUGUAGACAUCAACCAAAAGAACCCCUUUGUGAUUGCCAGCUGGCACCUGUGCAUCGCACUUGGCUAUACCAACAGCAGCCUCAAUCCAGUCCUCUAUGCUUUCUUGGAUGAGAACUUCAAGAGAUGCUUCAGAGACUUCUGCACACCGUUCCGAACCAGAGCUGACCAGACUGCUCUCAACCGAGCCAGGAAUGCCACAAGGGAGCCAGUUUCUGUUUGUGCUCCUUCAGACCCAGGGAAGAAGCCGGUAUGACUAGGCUUGGAGAAGAUCCCACGAGGGUCCCAGUCCAGAAGAGUUCAGCAGGACCUACAGUCUGAAGUCACCCAAAUCUCCACCACUGAAUUCUAACAGAAUGGAAGAGCCAUUUCCAACACCUGGAAAAGUAUACUAUACUAUAUACUAUACUAUAUUAAGUGAUGUACUUUAUUACUUUAGAAGGUAACCAGGGAGGUAUGAAGCUACUCUUCCACACCGUUUAUUAUUUACAUUGGAUUGUGGACUGGCCCCCAAUAUUUUGUUGGAAGAUGACCUUAAACAACCUUAAACACAAUGCUGAGGCCAGUAUUCCCCUAUGAGGCCAAUGUUCUUCGACAAUACAUCAAAACAGGACAAAUUAUCUCACUUUCAGGGUCUGGUGGACUUUAAGGGUCUGAAAUCCUACUGGCACUAAGAAAAUAACUUUUAUGCUAAUGAAGGACCAUGCAUUGAAAUGGAGUCUGUAAACAAUGUUUCAGUCGAUUCCCAGUCAGUGAAAAUAAGCACAGAUACAUCUCAAAAUCAAAUCUGGCACAGGAUAUAAAAGCAAAUAGUGGAGACUGGGUCCAGUUGAUAGACACUCCUGCUGAAAUGGAAAAGUAUUUUCAGAAGUUGAUUAUAUAUUUAAUUUCCUCUAUCUCUAAGAUAUUUUGGAGGCAGAGGACUAGCCUUGGGAAAUAAAGUAAAAAAUACAAAAAAAACUGGAAAAGAUGUCGAAACUUUACAGCCCGCCAUAAUUCUCUAUGAACCCCCAGUGGCUGUAACUGUGGGGAAUGAUGGGCAAAUAUGUCUUGACCCAGAACAGACUUCUGUCAGAAUGGUGUAAGGUGGAGAAAGGUGGUGUGUUGUGACAUGCAGACCAAAGAGUAAAUGACAGUUUGUCUGAACGUAAUUUCAGUGAUAUGGACGCAUAAUUAAUGGAUAAAAGCACUAUGGAUUAUAUUGCUGAGGACAAGGUCAUGAUAACAAGCUCUGCGUAAAUUGUGGCCUCCUUCCAAACCUAAUCCAUCCUCCAUUGCUAUAUUCAAUUAACAAAUUUUAAGACAAACUGACACUCAUUUUUUAAAUGAUCCAUCCCUCCUUUCGUCACUAUUUACAGUGAGGAGGGGUGCAUGAAAAACUGCUACAAAUUGCAAAGUUUCCUGGACAUUCUAAAAUAUAACAAAGGUGAACCCAACUGAAGAAACAGUGGAAAAUUAGUAUUUCUAUUUAGAGUGUUAAAAUAAAUUGCCAUGAUCUGGGCAAGAAUCCAUUUAAUGACAUUUCAUUAAAAGUCAUCUCACAAACUGCAUUAGAUUGGCUUGGCUAUACCUUUAAUUGAAAUUGUAGGUGUUCGUUAAGCAAGGUUAAAACUGACCAAUACUUUUUGUUGUUGUUGUUGUUGUUAUGGCACACUGAGCAACAGUUCAAAAACCUAAUGAGCUGCCUUCAUAAGGAUCAUUUUAAAGCAUCAUAGGCUUGAUCUCGACGUGGUACAUUGUUGAAGUGCGAGUUAAUUAUCAAUUUACUUACAGUUCAUUCACUACUAAGAAGUAUUUUAAAAAUAGUAAAAAUGUACUAUUUUACCAAUUAUUUGUGUGCUAUGUAUAUUAAUGUUUAGUAACGUAUUGCAUUGUUAGCUUAGCAACAUGCUACCAUCAAACUCUAUUGAAAUCUCAUGUGUGCUUUACGUGAGGAGCGCUACUUGUAUGAUGCACAAGUUGCUGCCUAUAUGGAGGGAUCCAAAUUGGUGUGUCAUUAAGUUCCAUUUUACUUAGAUUGCUGCCUCAGAAAACUACUCUCCAUGUUAGGAGCAAGGCAGCUCACUAGGUUUUUGAACAGAGCCAUAUGUUGAGUGUAUGACUUUUGGAGUAUUAGGAGUUUUAGUGGAACAUGCAUACAAAACAUGGAUCCAACAAUUAUUUCUAAAUGUCUUGAAUUUGUCCUGUAAAAAAAACUUAAUGAGUCAUGUAAUAUACGAGUCGCUGCUUAUGUUCUAGCUUUGAUAUUCCUUUAGAAUCAGCUGGUGCAAAUUAUAUGAAUGUGCUUUUACAGAUCUGCCAAGUAAAAAGUGUAGCAAGAGAUGAAUGUGUGUAUAGAUAGCUGUUUUCUAUUUUAUUUAUUUUUAUUUGGAACCUUUCAUUGUGGUUGGCAGCUCCAUUUAUGUUCAUUUCCAUUCAAAAUUUACCAUUUCAAGAGAUGGCUGCUCAUUUCUUUGGAAAUUGAAAUACCCUGUAAAUGCUUGGGAAAUUUUCAUUGCUCUUUAUCUGCUGAGUUGGCUAAAUGGAAAUUCUUUGAUCUUAACCCAAAAUACUGUAACAUACUAGAUUAAUCACUGUUGGUAUUUUCUAUUUUACACACUGAGUCACUUGUUUUAAUACUGAGAAUUGUACUGAGCUGUAAUUUUGUUCAUGCAAAGUGAUUUUGGUGAAAUCGUGUUUGUGUUGCAUUUUGAAGAAUGAAAGACAAAAAGAGUUUUCAUACAGUCUACUAUGAACUGUAGAGGACAGGAAAAGUCUGGAAUAUCAGCAAAUAUAUGAUCUGGGGCCAUAUGUAUAAAGCCACUUAGAGCAAAAUUUUAGUCUAAAGUUUUUCAAAAUUCUAAGAAUGAUAUUAUUUUACUCUUAUUCCUAGACUUAAGAUUAAGUGUCAUUCAAAAAGGUUCAUAAUUGUUAAGAUUUGGUCUCAGCUGCUAAAUUAUUUAAGAGUGAGAGGUAUCCUAACCUCAUUAGGAGUAGCAUGAUGACAAAGGAAGACUGUGUUGAACUUAUAUAAUAGUGAACUUAGGGCAAAUGUGAUUUGUAGUUGAGCGAACAAGUGAAAUCCAUCAACAUCAUUUUUUUUAUUGCAUCACAGUUGAAAUGUUUUUAUUUAUUUAUUAUUAUUUAAUAAAUAAAUGCAUUAUAUCAGCAACAUUAAGCAUUUGAAAAAAUUGAUGGUUACAUUUACCUGGGGAAGUGAUGGCACCAGGAUCAAUCGGAUUGAGAUCUGGGGAAUUUGGAGGUCAGGGCAACACCUUGAACUCUUAUCAUGUUCCUCAAACCAUUCCCAAACAAUGUGUGCAGUGUGGCAGGGAACAUUAUCCUGCUGAAAGAGGCCACUGCUAUCAGGGUAUACCAUUGUAUCAGAACAUUGCCCAGAGCAUCACACUCCCACAGUGCAUCCCGGUGCCAUCACUUCUCCAGGUAAAUGGUGCACACGUGCACGGCCGUCCACUUGAUGUAAAAGAAAACAUGAUUCAUCGGACCAGGCGACCUUCCACUGCUCCAAGGUCCAGUUCUGACCCAUUGUAGGUGUUUUUGACAGUGGACAAGGGUCAUCAUGGGCACUCUGACCGGUCUGCAGCUACGCAGCCCCAUACGCAGCAGGGUGUGAUGCACUGUGUGUCAUGACACAUUCCUACCGUAACCAUCAUUAAAAAGUUUUUGUGACUUGUGCCACAGUAGACCUUCUGUCAGUUCACAAGCUUUGCCAUUUCAGAGACGCUCUGACCCAGUCGUCUGGGUCAACAAUUUGGCCCUUGUCAAAGUCGCUCAGGUCUUUACUCCUGCAUUCAUCACGUUGACUACAAGAAUGGAUUGUUCGCUUAACAUCUAAUCUACCCAGACCUUGACAUGUGGCCUUGUUAGGAGAUGAUCAACAUUAUUCACUUCACCUGUGAGUGGUCAUUAUGUUUUGGCUCAUCAGUGUAUAUUGCAACAUUUAUUGAUUGAUUGAUUGAUUUGCACACUAUGCAUAGUGUACACUUAUAUAUUUAUACUUUGUAGCCUUCAUUUUGCACAUUGUUUGGAGGAAAUUGGGCUAGUUGUGAUUUUUGUUGUUUAUUUAUUUAUU